Messenger RNA from Protopolystoma xenopodis, 219 nucleotides. The record is from the annotation of a GenBank genome assembly. NCBI's taxonomy places the organism in Eukaryota, Metazoa, Platyhelminthes, Monogenea, Polystomatidea, Polystomatidae.
AGAGGUCGUUCCUUGGGUCUACCAGAUGAUGCUAGAAGGACUCGACUUGAGGCCCGUUGGUUGAAGAACAAGAUGGAACUUGGUGGACACAAAGUUGCCCUCCUUACGGGCGAAUUGGAUGUAGCUGAGCGUGAGGCUGUCAUUACUGAUUUUAGACGUGCUUCAGUCCGUGUACUCAUCACUACCAAUCUCUGUGCCCGAGACCCGCCAGCUUUGUAA